Molecule: messenger RNA, 2206 nt
Organism: Nerophis ophidion (straightnose pipefish)
Lineage: Eukaryota; Metazoa; Chordata; Actinopteri; Syngnathiformes; Syngnathidae
Exons: 4
Coding region: 253-1179 (308 amino acids)
Source: RefSeq, a predicted model, not a curated record
UUGACGCGUCAAUUCGCGCAUGCGCGCUUUUGACGACCGACCCACUAGCUAUUUAUUUACAGCAGACACAAAAUGAAUGAAAUAUAUUGAAAAUAAUAAUGUGAUUUAUCCAUUAGAUCAAAUUAAACAUUUUAUAUUAUGGUCAACAGCGAAGACACGGAGGAAGAGGAAGGAAAAUUGCGUGUUUGUUUUUGGGCGCACCGACAAGCUAACUAACAGGCUAGGAAGCUAACUGGCUAGCAUCUUAACAAAAUGUAUGUUUUUUACACAAUAGUCGCGUCGUUGGUCGCCUUUUUUGUUUUGAAGUGGAUGAAAAAGAGGAGGUACUGCACCGACCUGAAGCGACUGGAUGGCAAGACGGUUCUUAUCACUGGAGGGUGUUCUGGGGUGGGCAAGGAGACGGCCGUGGCUUUAGCCAUGAGGGGCGCCCGUGUGGUCAUCGCCUGCCGAGACUCCGACAAGGCGGAGAAGGCGGUGCGGGAGAUCAAGUUCAGGAGCCGCAGUCUGCUGGUCCUCCACAUGAAGCUGGACCUGGCCAACCUGCGCUCGGUGCGGGACUUCUGUGAGAAAUUCCUCCGGCAGGAGAAGAGGCUGGACGUCCUGGUCAACAACGCCGCCAUGCCCGGCGUCCUCGACUGGACGGAUGACGGCUUCAGCAUGUGCUUCGGCGUCAACCACCUAGGCCACUUCCUGCUCACCGACCUGCUGCUGGGCCGCCUGAAGGAGUGCGCCCCCAGCCGCGUGGUGACGCUCACCUGCUCCAGCUACAAGUACCAGAAGCUGGACUUCCAGGACCUCAACUACAACCUGCUGCCCUUCUUCACCUACUGCCGCAGCAAGCUUGCCAACGUCUACUUCAGCCACCAGCUGGGACGCCUCACGCAGGGGAAGGGCGUCACUUCCUACCUCGUGCACCCGGGCUUCGUCCAGAGCGGAUGGACGUGUCACUACUCUGUCCUCUUCCGCGUGCUGAUGCGUGUCGUCAUGUGGAUGUUCUUCGUGCCCUGCGAGGCGGGAGCGCAGACCGUGGUCCACUGCGCUGUGUCAGACCACGCCGCCAAGAUGGGCGGCGGCUACUUUGUGGACUGCAGAGCCGCCGCCUUGCGUCCUUUCGCCAGGGACGCCGGCGUGGCCAAAAAGCUGUGGGAGGCCAGCGAGAGACUGGUCAAACUGUCCUGACGUCACUUCCUGUUUACAUUUCCAACUUAUUCAUAAUGAGGUUAUUAGAGGAAAUAAUGCUCCAUUUAACACCUACUAAACGUUUCACAUCCGAAUCGUGUUUCUGACUCAUUCCGAUUCUAAAUCAGUUCAACAUUUUACAAAAAUAUAUUUAAAAAAAAAAGUAAAAUAUUUAAACAGCCAUUUUAGACCACCUCCAUGCAACCAGAAUGAGUUUUACUGACCCGUUGUGAAAAAGUUGAAUUAUUAUUGUACUCAAUACCACUAAAUUAAUCUAAAAUUGUUUCUGAAUCGAAUCGUCACCCCAGGAGUCAAGUCACACCCGAGUUGUUUCUGAUUCUUUCCGAUUCUAAAUCAGUUCGUUUUCAAAAAUUACAAUUUUAUUAAAAUAAUAUUUAAACAGCCAUUUUAGACCACUUCCAUGCAACCAGAAUGAGUUUUACUAACCUGUUGUGAAAAAGUUGAAUUAUUAUGGUACUAUAUACAACUAAAUGAAUCUAAAAUUGUUUCUGAGUCGAAUCGUCACCCCAGGAGUCAAUUCACACCCGAAUUCUGUUUCUGAUUCGUUCCUAUUCUAAAUCAGUUAGUUUUCAAAAAUGUUAAAAGUUUUAUUAAAAUAAUAUUUAAACAGACAUUUUAGACCAUCUCCAUGCAACCAGAAUAAGUUUCACUAGCCUGUUUUGAAAAAGUUUAAUUAUUAUUACUAUUAUUAUACUAAACAAAUCCAAAAUUGUUUCUUAAUCGAUUUGUCACCCCAGGAAUCAGAUAAAAUUAAUUGGGUGACCAAAGAUUCACAACUUUACAUUUUACGGUCUAUUGAAAGCUGAAAUUAUUGGCAUUAAUAGCUGUGGCUGUAGGCAACCUCUGUGCAUUUGUUUUUUGUUCAUUACUGCACCCAUUUGAAGCACGAGUAGUAUCUACCUCUUCAUGCGUUAUAAAGUGUUGCAACCUCGGCAUGAUUAUUACUACUUGUGUUACAUUGUGUUGUGGAAUGCUCUUGUUAGUAAAUGGUUAUGUUUUCAAUUCC